AUGAGCAACGCUAAAGGAUCCAAUGACGUGAGAAAGGAGAGCACUGAGCCAAUUGACAAUAUCGAGGAGCUCAUUGAGGAACUUCCAGAUAACAGCCCUCGCUAUGUCCUCCUAUCAUACCCUAUCAAGCUUUCUGAUGGUAGAGUGAAGAGCCCAUUUGUUUUGCUUUACUGGAGACCACCAACGACUGGUCAGGAAAACAAAAUGCUUUACGCUGGCGCGGUAGAGCUUUUCAGAGAGAAAGCCGGUGUGGCUAAGUAUGGUAAGGGUAUUAGCUCUUCUGCCAUUCCAUACUCUAGAAACGCUCCAGCUUGGUUCAAGCUUUCCUCUGACGAGGUUGUUGAGCAGAUCAUCAAGUACGCCAGAAAGGGUUUGACUCCUUCUCAGAUUGGUGUCAUCUUGAGAGAUGCUCACGGUGUUUCUCAGGCUAAGGUUGUCACCGGUAACAAGAUCUUGAGAAUUCUCAAGUCUAACGGUUUGGCUCCUGAGAUCCCAGAGGACUUGUACUUCUUGAUUAAGAAGGCUGUCUCUGUCAGAAAGCACUUGGAGAGAAACAGAAAGGACAGAGACUCUAAGUUCAGAUUGAUUUUGAUCGAAUCUAGAAUCCACAGAUUGGCCAGAUACUAUAGAACCGUUGCUGUCUUGCCUCCUAACUGGAAGUACGAGUCUGCCACUGCUUCUGCUUUGGUCAACUAA
Candidozyma duobushaemuli is the source of this 696-nucleotide messenger RNA. RefSeq names its product 40S ribosomal uS15 domain-containing protein. Gene Ontology annotation, molecular function: small ribosomal subunit rRNA binding; actin binding; structural constituent of ribosome. Lineage: Eukaryota; Fungi; Ascomycota; Pichiomycetes; Serinales; Metschnikowiaceae. Gene Ontology annotation, cellular component: cytosolic small ribosomal subunit; ribosome; nucleolus. The transcript is spliced from 3 exons. The coding region runs from base 1 to 696 and encodes 231 amino acids. Gene Ontology annotation, biological process: translation. The record is from RefSeq and is a predicted model, not a curated record.